UCUAAGCAGGCUGAUCUGAUAAGGUGCUAGGACCUUUGCUCCCUCUCUUCAACUGAAAGCAUUCUCAGCUUGCCAGUGGCCCCCACUGCCUGACUGGCUGAGGAGCUCUCCAGAGCAGAGAUUUCCUCCUUGGCACGAGCAAAAGAAGAUGCUGUCUAAGUUGAGGAUCCUGUUCAACAAUGCAACCCUUAGAAAGGGUCACAAUUCCAUGGUUCGAAAUUUCCGGUGUGGGAAGCCGCUACAGAACCAAGUUCAGCUGAAAGGCCGUGACCUCCUGACCCUGAAGAACUUCACCGGAGAGGAGAUUCAGUACAUGUUAUGGCUCUCCGCAGAUCUGAAAUUCCGGAUAAAGAACAAAGGAGAAUAUUUGCCUUUAUUGCAAGGGAAAUCCUUGGGGAUGAUUUUUGAGAAAAGAAGUACUCGAACAAGACUGUCCACGGAAACAGGCUUUGCUCUCCUGGGAGGACACCCUUGUUUUCUUACCACCCAAGACAUUCAUCUGGGUGUGAAUGAAAGUCUUACGGACACAGCUCGUGUGCUAUCUAGCAUGACAGACGCGGUGUUAGCUCGAGUGUAUAAGCAAUCAGAUCUGGACCUCCUGGCUAAGGAAGCAUCCAUUCCAAUUGUCAAUGGACUCUCAGACUUGUAUCAUCCUAUUCAGAUCCUGGCUGAUUACCUCACACUCCAGGAACACUAUGGCUCUCUCAAAGGCCUUACCCUCAGCUGGAUAGGGGAUGGGAACAACAUCCUGCACUCCAUCAUGAUGAGUGCUGCAAAAUUCGGGAUGCACCUUCAAGCAGCUACUCCAAAGGGUUAUGAGCCGGAUCCUAAUAUAGUCAAGCAGGCAGAGCAGUAUGCCAAGGAGAAUGGUACCAAGCUGUCAAUGACGAAUGAUCCAUUGGAAGCAGCACGCGGCGGCAAUGUAUUAAUUACAGACACUUGGAUAAGUAUGGGGCAAGAGGAGGAGAAGAAAAAGCGUCUCCAGGCUUUCCAGGGUUACCAGGUUACGAUGAAGACGGCUAAAGUUGCUGCGUCUGACUGGACGUUUUUACACUGCUUGCCUAGAAAGCCGGAAGAAGUGGAUGAUGAAGUGUUUUAUUCUCCACGGUCAUUAGUGUUCCCAGAGGCAGAAAAUAGAAAGUGGACAAUCAUGGCAUCAGUCCGUUACUUUCGCCAUGUGGGUCUUUGGGACCAAACUCAGCUCCUCAUGUUUGUUGGCAAGUUGUCUCUACUUGCUGAGCCAUUUUGCCAGCCUAGUAUUUAUCUAGUUUUGUUCAGAAAGUUAAUCAGUCAGUAUUUCUUAUUAGCAUACAGAGUAUAUUUUAAUGAACUAAAAUUGAUCCCCUUCCAAAUUCAUCAAUUUUAAUCAAAAUUCUAACUGCUGUGAGUACUAACUUCUCUUACUGGCCAACUGUUACAUAUUACAGAACUUUUAGAUUCUAAUCUGUCUGUGUUCAGUGAAGCUGCUAAUUCAGUGCCUGCUAUAAAAUGGAUUAAAAAAAUCCUUUUCCUUCUUCCCUUCUUUUUCUUGUUCAUUCUUUUCUUGAUACCUUAAGCAAAUGAUUGAAGUUCUCCGUUUGAGUUUGGCCAUAUAGAUAUAUGUGUUUAUAGGUAUAGAAUAUUUCCAAAAUUCAUAUCAAAUUUUACUUUAGAAGUUUUUAGUCCCUUUCAGACAAAGCCAUUGAUCAUUUUUAUCAUGGAUAUGCUAAGAAAUAUUAACCUUAAAAACUGCUUUGCAAUAUUCAGUGGUAAAUUUCUCUGGAAAACUGAAUACGCACAUGCUAUAAGUUAGCUCCACCAUUUUUAAUUGGUUUAACCUAUUUCAAUUAUUGUACACUCAGAGUCUUAACUGCAAACAACAGACUCCAUCCUAUGUAGAUUAUGGAGAUUUUUAAUCUCUUGGGAGAAGGGAUUCAGUGAAUCAUUAUGGAACACCACAUAGCAAGGACAUCAUAGGCAGAGAAAUUACCCCAAACCUGUGAGUGUUCUAUAGCCAGAAAAAAUCCAGACCCACCCACCCACAGCCAUUGGAAUCAGACGCACUACCUGAAACAGAUGCUUCUACUUGCACACGGAAUAGAAGAGUCAAUUAUUCAGAGAAUGGCUUCCAUUGUGUGUUGUCCACUUGUAUUUCCACAUCUUCAGUGGAUGUAACUCAUUACCAUUCUUAUACUAAAUCUUCAAGGAAAUGUAGAAAACAUAGUAUUAGCUUCUAAUAAUCACCAUAGUAGAGUAAAGCAAGUUGGGAAGGACUACUUUAUUUUUUCUUUAUCAGUGAGAAGAGGAUCAUUGUAAAUAUUAACUAAUCCAUGGAAUGUUUAGUAUAGGGGCUAACAUGUUAUAAGCUAGUCUCUGAAGAUUUAGUGUUCAUUUUACUCACCCAAGUAUCUUGUUAAGUGAAGGUUUAUGUUUACUAGUUCAGAGAUGGAGCUGGAUAGUUGGUGUUUCUAAUGAGAACCUAUAUAACCCAGGUGCCAUUGUAUUAUGAACCACCAUUUGAGUAUUAAAGAUCUAGAUGAUGAAAAAUAGAAAAUGGAAGCUCUCCAACAUUUAACUUAGGAAAAGACAGAAAAUUUCCCCCUCGGAUUCUAUUUAUUAUCAGAGAGCAAUUAAAGUUGCCAAAGAUGAUCCAAGUAAAUCUGAUAAGGAAGGUUGUAGAAAUACUAGGGGAAAUGCUUUUUAAAGUUCUAAAAAUCUCAAAUAUGGAGAUAGUCUAUGUUUCUGAACUUUGAAAGCUUAUCACACGACAUGUUUAAAUUCAGUUUACUUCCAAAUAAAUGUAUAAUGUAUUGAUGUGGUUCAAA
Messenger RNA from Arvicola amphibius (Eurasian water vole), 2804 nucleotides. RefSeq names its product ornithine transcarbamylase (gene Otc). The transcript has 10 exons. Gene Ontology annotation, biological process: L-citrulline biosynthetic process. The coding region runs from base 149 to 1366 and encodes 405 amino acids. Gene Ontology annotation, cellular component: mitochondrion. Gene Ontology annotation, molecular function: amino acid binding; ornithine carbamoyltransferase activity. The record is from RefSeq and is a predicted model, not a curated record. Lineage: Eukaryota; Metazoa; Chordata; Mammalia; Rodentia; Cricetidae.